UGUUCCGUGGUUUCCUUCUUACUACUUUUAAAUUUCAGGUUCGCAUAAUUGCUGCCCAGGCUCUUACAACUAUUGCAAUUCGAUCUGGUGAGCCUUAUAGGUUACAGAUCUAUGAAUUUUUACAUGCCUUAGCCCAGGGUGGUGUACAGUCUCAAUUCUCAGACAUGCAUAUAAGCAAUGGAGAGGACCAGGGAGCCAGUGGCACUGGCCUUGGAUCUUUAAUCAGCCCUAUGUUGAAGGUCCUUGAUGAAAUGUAUUCUGCGCAGGAUGAAUUGAUAAAAGAGAUGCGUAACCAUGAUAAUGCAAAAAAAGAAUGGACUGACGAGGAGCUAAAGAAAUUGUAUGAAACUCAUGAGAGGCUCUUGGAUCUCGUUUCUCUGUUUUGUUAUGUUCCAAGAUCAAAGUAUCUUCCUUUAGGGCCAACGAGCGCAAAGCUAAUCGAUGUCUACCGCACUCGGCAUAAUAUAAGUGCGUCAACUGGACUCAGCGAUCCCGCUGUAGCCACGGGUAUCUCCGAUCUUAUGUAUGAAACUACCAAAGCACAAGCUGCUGAGCCUGAAACAAUUGAUGAUGACCUUGUGAACUUCUGGGCUGCAAAUCUGGGUGAUGAUAGCUUAAAUAAUGCACCUGCAAUUAACAGGGUUAAUGAGUUUCUUGCUGGUGCUGGUACUGAUGCUCCUGAUGUUGAGGAGGAGAACAUUAUUUCUAGACCCUCCAUGAGUUAUGAUGAUAUGUGGGCAAAGACUCUCCUAGAAUCUUCGGAGAUGGAGGAAGACGAUGGACGAUCAUCGGGAUCUUCCUCCCCAGACUCAGUAGGGUCAGUUGAGACAUCCAUAUCAUCGCACUUUGGUGGAAUGAACUAUCCAUCGUUAUUCAGUUCUAAGCCAUCUACUUAUGGGACUUCACAAUCCAAGGGGAAAUCUGGUGGGAGCCGAUAUAAGAAUAAUUCCUACAGUGGCUCCUCAUACGAUGGUCUGGGAUCCCCGAUAAGAGAAGAGCCUCCACCAUAUUCAUCACCUACUAGAGAAAGAUACGAGUCGUUUGAGAAUCCCUUGGCUAGCUCUGGUUCUCACAGUUUUGGAUCCCAUGAAGAAGAGCGAGUCUCUUCAGGCAACCCACAGUCUGGUACAGCACUUUACGACUUCACUGCUGGUGGAGAUGAUGAGCUGAAUUUGAUAGCGGGGGAAGAAGUGGAAAUUGAGUAUGAAGUAGAUGGCUGGUUCUAUGUCAAGAAAAAACGUCCUGGCAGAGAUGGGAAAAUGGCUGGCCUUGUCCCAGUACUCUAUGUCAGUCAAUCUUGAAGGCACAGAGCUAUAUAUUACCAUAAAAUCCAGUUAGUAAAUUUUUGUUCUUCACUAAUUGUUGGAGCAACUUUGGCGUGUAAAGUUUCCUAUCACUAUGCACUGCUCGAUGGGUUCCACUAUAAUCAUCUGAAUUCCAUGGAGCAUGAGUUCUGGAACAUAUGCUGCAUGCAUUUAUCAGAUCCUUACGUUGCCGUAGCAGAUGGUCCAAUGGAUAUAACUUAUGCUUGGUAGGGGAAGUCAUUUGGAGGUAAUUACUACAGCUUCUGCUGAUUCUAGGUUUGUGCCACAUUCCUUAAGAUAUUUGGCAUUGUAUUUUGUUCGUGCUUAAGAGCCACUUUUGCAUCUAGCAAGAACUGUUCUGGGACAGUAGUAGUACUCUUUUUGAGUGUAAGUAUCUUGAAUUUUUUCCCGGUUGUGUAUGGUGUCUUGUUAUGGAGAUUGGAAGCAUGGUUUGUAGUUCAUUCUUGUAUAUGGUGCUGGUUCUUGAUUUCUGUAGCCUCGAUAUGAAAGUUCAUAUCAUGUAUACUUAGCUGAUAUUUAGGAGUUAUUUUGCUCGGGACUUGCAGAUUCUAUGAUGUGAUUUGAUCCUGUUAUGUGAGUUGAUUGGCAAAUUACAAAUUUUGACUACAUUGACAGGCAAACAUGUAUUUACAAAUUUUGAUUCCAUUGACAGGCAAACAUGUAUUGUGAUA
Messenger RNA from Nicotiana tabacum (common tobacco), 1996 nucleotides. The record is from RefSeq and is a predicted model, not a curated record. NCBI's taxonomy places the organism in Eukaryota, Viridiplantae, Streptophyta, Magnoliopsida, Solanales, Solanaceae.